CCCGGCUAGGGGCUCCUCGGAGGUCACAUGACUCGUCACAUGACAGCGGCUCCCGUACGGCUCAUUCUCAGUGUUCCCCCGGCCGGUGGAGUCCGUGCAGUGACGUCAGGCAGAGACAUUCCAGAGCCCGCCCAUGUGGCUGUAUGCGGUGUGAGCGGAGAGGGGAUGGAGGUGUACAUUCCAUCGUUUCGCUAUGAGGACAGUGACCUGGAGAAGGGAUACACGGUUUUUAGAAUCGUGGUACUCGUGAAUGGAAGAAAGCAUUUUGUGGAGAAGAGGUACAGUGAAUUCCAUGCACUCCAUAAAAAGCUGAAGAAAUCUAUUAAAACACCAGAGAUGCCAUCAAAACAUGUUCGAAACUGGGUCCCUAAGGUGCUGGAGCAGAGGCGACAAGGACUGGAGAUGUAUUUACAGACUAUAAUAUAUGAAAAUGAAGAGCUUCCAAAAAUAUUUCUUGAUUUUUUAAACGUUCGACAUUUACCCUCGUUGCCAAAAGCUGAAAGCUGUGGGUCAAUUGAAGACCUUGAUUCAGAAGAAACCAGCAAACUGUCACACCAGCCUGUGCUGCUGUUCCUAAGGGAUCCAUAUGUCUUGCCUGCAGCCAACGAUCAUGCAGAAAAUGUUGUGAUAGAGGGUGUUCUUCAUGGCAUAUUUUACCCACACUUGCAGACCAGCUAAAGUCAUGAUGCCAGUGGUACAACGCAUCCUCCUUCCUGUGGAACCCUGGAGGAAAAGCACGUGCUCCAGUAAUCUUUAGCUACAAUGUUGUUGGAAGAGUCUGUAAUGUGUACUAAUUUAUUUUUUUCACUAGAAAAUGUAAUAGUUUUGUAGUGUGAGAGCUAACCACGGACAUGUUGCACAUGUUCAAGUAAACAUGAAUCCUAGGCAAAUAGGUUUGACUUGCGUUUGAUGGAGACACCAUUCCGUCCAUUACAACUAACUGAAUCCCAACGUAUGUGUGUAUAUAUUAUAUAUAUA
Messenger RNA from Rana temporaria (common frog), 978 nucleotides. It is a transcript of the gene SNX24, whose product is annotated as sorting nexin 24. The transcript is spliced from 7 exons. Gene Ontology annotation, molecular function: phosphatidylinositol phosphate binding. The coding region runs from base 28 to 678 and encodes 216 amino acids. NCBI's taxonomy places the organism in Eukaryota, Metazoa, Chordata, Amphibia, Anura, Ranidae. The record is from RefSeq and is a predicted model, not a curated record.